This is a messenger RNA of Closterium sp. NIES-65, 3219 nucleotides long. NCBI's taxonomy places the organism in Eukaryota, Viridiplantae, Streptophyta, Zygnematophyceae, Desmidiales, Closteriaceae. The record is from the annotation of a GenBank genome assembly.
AUGUACGGCACAGAGAGGUACGGCACAGAGAGGUGCGGCACAGAGAGCAUAACGGAGCAGGCGGCCAACGAGGCACAUGACAUGCGCGUGCUGGUGGGCGCUUUGGAGAACCACACUCUCUCCGUCGCCACCGCCCUCACCGACCACGUCGCCCUGCAGACCGGUCAGCUGCGCCAGCUGGCAACGGAGAUCCGCAAUCACAGCGCCACGGUGCAGACCCACGUGGCAACAGCCGUGGACGCCAUUGGCGGAGGCGGGGAGGGCGGGAGGGGCGGCGGAGAUGUGACAAAGGAGAAGCUGGCCGUGCUCAUCUCCGCCUCCGCUCGCUCCCAGCGCAAGACAGAGGCGUUUCUCUCCAGCUUGCUCACCUCAGUCAAGGCGCUCUCCAAGCAGAUGGAGGUGGGUGCUGCGCGGUGCGUGCGGUCACAUGCAAUGCAAGUGGAGCAGGGAGGGGCAGGAGGAGCAGGAGGGGCAGCGGGCAGCGGAGCGAGCUUGAUGAGGGUGAGGGAGGCGGCCGCGGCUUCCAGGAAGCAGCUGCUGGCCCUCAAGACGCUGCAGGAGUCAAUGGAGGACCUCAAGUCAAGGCAGUCAACGACGGACUACUCCCCUCAGGUACUCCCCUCAGGUACUCCCACAGGUGCUUCCUCAGGUUCUUCCUCAGGUGCUUCCUCAGGUGCUCCCCUCAGGUGCUCCCCUCAGGUGCUCCCGCAGGUGCUUCCUCAGGUGCUCCUUGCAGGGUGCUUCCCUCAGGUGCUUCCCUCAGGUGCUUCCCUCAGGUGCUUCCCUCAGGUGCUUCCCUCAGGUGCUUCCCUCACGUGCUUCCCUCAGGUGCUUCCCUCAGGUGCUUCCCUCAGGUGCUUCCCUCAAGUGCCCCCCUCAGGUGUUUCCCUUGGGUGCUUCCGUCAGGGCAGGGUUGUUGAGGUGUGGCUGCUGGGCGCAGUGGUUCCGUCAAGGCGGGCCAAGGGAAGGACACGCAUGCUGGCAGUGCUCAAGGCGCUGGUGGCACACAUCAAGGCUGCCACGACCAACGCAAGCCCGAGUCUGCAACUGCCCAGGGCGGCUGGACUGGGGCGCACACGUGCCUCCUCACUCUCCUCUUCCCCAUCCCUCUCCCCUCCAUCCCACAUCCCCCCCUCUCUUCUCAGGCAGCUCAUCUGCAUUCUGGCGGUGCUCAAGGCGUUGCUCAUCCGCAUUCUCGGGGUGCUCAAGGCGCUGGUGGCGCAUAUCAAGGCUGCCAUGGCUAAUGGCGGGCUGGGCCUGGGGCUGGGCGAGCAGCUGCCACAGCUGCCGUCGCUCGACAUGGAUGUGAGUCACCUAGAGGCGAUGCCACUGCAGCCACAGGCACAGGUGUCAGCGCAGCAGGCGCAGCAGAUGGAGCGGCUGCUGCAGCAGGUGCUGGCGGAGGUGCGCAACGGAACGCAGCUCACGCUGCUCCUCCGCGCCGUCUCCACGCAGACCACCAUCCUCUCGCGCCUAGCCAAGCGCUUCUCCUCGCUCCAAUCAGCCGCCUUCUCCGCCACCACUGCUGCCGCCACACCCCCGCCUGCUGGCCCUGACUCUGCUGCGGGCGGUGGUGGUGUGGCGCGCAUGCUCACGGGGGAGGAGGCGGAUGGCAAGGGGGGGUACUCGGUGCCGGUGAGGACGCUGGCCGUGGUGCAGAAGAGCGCGCGCGCGCUGCAGCAGAUGCCCGCGCUGCUCAUGCAGUUGGACCGCCGGCUGCAGGGCCUGAUGGCGAAGGAGGCUGCUGCCCGCGCCGCCAAGCAGAAAGAGGAAGAGGCGGCUGCAGCAGGGAAGGCGGCGGCGGCGGCGGCAGGGGGCACGCAAGGAGAGGGAGCAGGCGGGCAGAAGGAGGAGGGCCAAGAGCAGCGCACGGUGGAAGGGGCAGGGCAGCAGCAGCAGCAGCAGGGAGGAGUGGCGGCAGGUAUGGGCGCGGCAGGAGGGGCAGGCGCUGGGGGGGGUGGCGGAGAUGACAGGGGUGGGGGCGAGCAGGGGCGAGUGGUGACGCAGCAAGGAGAGGGAGGACGUAAGGGGAGGGGUGGCGGAUUGAUUGGAGGCGAGCAGGCUGGAGGGAGUGCAGAGAAGAAUAUUGGUGGGCGCGACGGGGAGACGAGGGCAGGUAGCGAUGGUGCUGCGGGUGCUGGUAGCAGUAACGACGCUGGUGAUGGCUCCGCUGGUUCUGCCGCUGCCGCUGAUGGUUUGGAGAGAGGGCUGGGCAGGGGAGAGGGGCGAGCAGGAGGUGGGGAUGCUGGAGGGGCGGAGCAAGAGGGAGGAGAGGGGAGAAGGGAUGGGGGGGGAGAGAGGGGGGAUGGGGAAGAUGGCGGGGAUAGGGAGGGGGGGAGAGCACAGAGAGCGGCUGGCAAAGGAGAUGGAGGAAGGGAGGAGGGAAAGGCAGGAGCAGGUGGAGGAGAGGGGAAAGCAGCAUCAGGAGGUGAGGAAGGAGAGGGAGAAGAGGGGGCAGGGGAAGGAGGGGGUGAAGGGGGCGCAAGGGGAGGAGGGGGAGGAGGGGGAGCAGGGGGAGUGGUGCCGAUAGAGUGGGCGAAGCCGGAGGAGAUGGACAGCGAGCGGGCGGACCUGGUGUCGAUGCUCAAGGCGCGCAGGGACGAGGCGAGCGAGCGCGGCAGCGAUGACAGCGGCGUGAAGAGUGGCGGCGGCAGUGAGACACUCAAGCACCGGCAGAAGCGGAAGAAGCACAAGGGUGGGGACGGGCGCAGUGCGGUGGGAGGCAGUGGGAAGGGAGAGGGGGAGAUGAGCGAGGAGGAGAGGGCCAUGGCUGAGGCGAGGAUGGCGGUGAGUAGAGAGAGAGGGGAGGAUGAGGAGGAGGAGGAAGAGGAGGAGGGGGAGGGGGAAGGGGAGGAGGGAGAGGAGGAGGUGGAAGAAGGGGAGGAGGAGGGUGGGGAGGACGAGGAGAAGGGUGGGGGGAAGGGAAAAGGCGAGGGUGGGGUAAAGAGUGGGGUUGGACACAAGAGGAGGGUGGCUAGAAGUGAACGUGGGGAGGCAGGGAGUGGAAACCUGAAGGAGAGAGGGGGGAGGAGAGGAGGGGAGGGAGAGAGCAAGAGGAGGCUAGGAGAGGAAGAUGGUGCGAGGGGGGCACAGGGGGGAGGGGCACGAGGAGGAGGGGGAGGAGGAGGAGUGGGGGUAGGGGAAGGAGGAGGAGGGGAGAGUGCAAUGGGAAGGCAGGGCAGAAGGAAGCGCAUUCCAAUGGAGCAGGCGGAGGAGUAG